This is a messenger RNA of Papaver somniferum (opium poppy), 1140 nucleotides long. RefSeq names its product F-box/kelch-repeat protein At3g23880-like. Lineage: Eukaryota; Viridiplantae; Streptophyta; Magnoliopsida; Ranunculales; Papaveraceae. The transcript has a single exon. The record is from RefSeq and is a predicted model, not a curated record. Gene Ontology annotation, molecular function: protein binding. The coding region runs from base 1 to 1140 and encodes 379 amino acids.
AUGGAGAAGCUUGGCACAGAUAUCGUGGAAAACAUACUUCGUCGAUUACCAUUUGAGACAGCUUUAGAAGCCAAACUGGUAUGCAAAACAUGGAGGAUUCUCCUUCUCAGAAAGGUAGGUUUUCUUGUCACUUUCUUACAUAGUGAUAUAAAGAAAGACAAACUUUGUUAUAGUGAUCUGUAUGAUCAUAUUCGUGGAAAGAUGAGCUACAAAUACUCUUAUCAUAGACAUGAUAAGAUGCAUGGAAAGUUUUUUCUGGGUUACGGGUACUUAGAAAACAUGCUUGGGUCAUGCAAUGGUUUGGUUUGUUUCGAAAGACGAUGUUUGUAUCUUGGCGAACCUUUCUUAAUUUGCAAUCCCUUCACGGGAGAAGUAGUUUAUGUUCCUGAACCCCAAUCUGUAAAACGAGGUUGGGGUCCGACUAACAUUAGUGGGUUUGGUUACUGUCUUUCAAUAAACGAGUACAAGAUUGUUAGAAUGUACUCGGACUACAUAGACCCAAAGAAGUACCAUGUCCAAGUUUAUACUGUCAGAAGUGAUGAGUGGAGAAACAUAGGAUCCAUCAACAUUGCCCCAUGCUAUCCAGCAGGUACAUACGCAAACGGCCUUCUUUAUUGGCUGCACCGACAUAAUAGUAACCAGCUGAAUGAAGAUUAUAUGAUUGUAGCUUUCGACUUGGAAAAAGAGAAUUUUCAGUUUAUCCCAUUGCCACGUUUUAAAGACGUUAAAUGCAAAUAUCACCUCAAGUUGCUGGGAGGGAAUAACCUGUAUUUGGUUUGUACAAUCUAUGAUAAACUUUACUGCACGGAUAUUUGGGCGUGUAGGAGAAAACAUAUCAACACCGCCUGUAAAACGAAGGGAAGCUACAAUUACAAUCAUUCGUGGCAUUGGAUCAAGGAAUUCACUAUAGCCUGGGAAGAGCAGUACUGGAGAUAUCUGCAGUAUUUUGAGUCAUUGGCUAUUACAAGGAACAAUCAAUUUCUAUUGCGUUACAGUUCCACGACUCUUUUAUUUUAUGACCUUGAAACCUCGACUUUGAACACACUUCUAGAUGGUUCUGGCAAGGGCUGCAACAUGAUAAAUAUAAUUCCUCACACAAACAGCACCAUUUUAAUUGAAGGAUCUAGAAGACAAUCGUGA